Messenger RNA from Aureobasidium subglaciale EXF-2481, 1599 nucleotides. RefSeq lists its product as uncharacterized. The transcript has 2 exons. Lineage: Eukaryota; Fungi; Ascomycota; Dothideomycetes; Dothideales; Saccotheciaceae. Gene Ontology annotation, molecular function: transmembrane transporter activity. Gene Ontology annotation, biological process: transmembrane transport. The coding region runs from base 1 to 1599 and encodes 532 amino acids. The record is from RefSeq and is a predicted model, not a curated record.
AUGGCUCUCGGGAUACUGGAGCCCAGGACCGAAAAUGUUCCUGGUACUGUUCAAGUCACCAACAAAACCGACAAUGAUUUGACAAGAUCGCGAACGACAAUACUUGUGCCACAACCAACAGAUGAUCCGAAUGAUCCACUGAAUUGGCCGCUGUGGCAACGCGAUGUCAUCCUCGUUAUUCUCUGCAUCGUCUCGGUCCUCGCAACCACAGCUUCACCACUUUUAGCAGCCGACUCGGUAGAGCUUGCCCUCAAGUUCAAAUGCACAUUCCAAGAAGCGGCUCUUCUCACCGCCUACCAUCUCGCAGGUGUUGGAGUCGGCAGCUUACUAUUCGUACCGCUUGCAAGAGUUUGGGGAAAGAGACAUGUCUUCUUGAUUGGAGCGUUGCUCAUGAUAGCAUCGUCUGCCUGGGGAGGCUCGACACAUAAGGGAUAUAACUAUACCAGCUUGCUAUGGGCAAGAGUGAUUCAAGGAGUCGCACUGGCUCCAUUCGAAUCCCUUAUCAACGCCUGUGUGGGUGACCUCUAUUUCGUUCACGAACGUGGCCUGCGCAUGGCUUUCGCAAACGUCUCACUCUUCGGCGGAGCGUUCUUGACUCCCGUCUUUGUCGGCAUGAUCGCUCACAACAUUGGAUGGCAAUGGUCCUUCUACUUCAUCGCCAUCUUCAUGGGUGGCGGCUUCCUGCUCCUAGUACUCCUUUGCCCGGAAGUCGCAUACCACCGACCAGAAAGACUCAACACCGACUACAUGACAGCAAGCACAGAGUCGUUCAGCGGAGACGCAUUUCACUCAGGAGAGAAGAUGCCAGAAGAGAGAGUGACACCAAGAGUCAGGGGUAACGCCUGGAAACCUUUGCGCAUCUCUCCUUUCAACGGAAGAAAGACUGACGAAUCAUUCUUGAAGCUGUUCUUGCGACCAUUCCCUCUCUUCUUGCAUCCAGUAGUCAUUUGGGCUUGUCUGAUACAAGGUGUUAUCAUCGGCUGGACUGUAAUGGUGGGUGUCAUUCUCUCGCUUAUUUUCCUGGGACCACCUUUGUUCUACAAUGAAGAGCAGGCCGGCAAAAUGUAUACUGCAGCGUUCGUCGGAAGUCUCCUCGGCCUCUUAGUCGCUGGAGCAUUCACCGAGCUCACCACGCGUUACAUGAUCAAACGCAACAAUGGCAGAUACGAGCCCGAGUUUAGGAUCCUCCUUGUCAUCCCAACUCUCGUGUUCGCGGCCACUGGACUCUACGGCUUCGGAAUCACAUCAGCGAAUGUAGCACGCUAUGGCUGGUUCGUCCCUGAGGUGUUCCUUGCAUUUAUUGUCGCUAGUAUGGUUAUGGGCGCAACAGCUUCUGCGCAAUAUCUGCUUGAUGCUCACAGAGAUAUUGCAGUCGAAUCGUUCACCUGCCUCAUCAUAUUCAAGAAUAUGUUUUCCUUUAUCCUGGCUUACUUUGCUUACACAUGGGUGUUUGCCGGAGGUAUUGAGCGACUGUUUAUCAUCUUCGGCAGCAUUGAAGUCGUCAUCUGCUGCUUGAGCUUGCCGAUGUACAUCUAUGGCAAGAAGAGUCGCGAUUUCUUCCAUCGCCAUGAUCUGUUGCGGAUGUUCGGCCUGAGAUAG